AUGGCCAGCGACGGUCAACUGAAGCGCCUGGCGCCGGUGGCCACCGCGGCGUCUGCGGCCGCCACCCGGGCCGGCGCUCUGUACGCCACCAGCAAGACCUACGUCCCGGCGCGGCUGCAGGCCACCGUGGAGCAGGCGGAGGGCAAGGCGGCCUCCCUGGCCAGCCCUUAUGUGGCUCUGAUCAGCGACAAGGCCGUGAUUGCGCUCAAGACGGUCGACGCCAAGGUCGACGGCGCCAUCCUGUCGGCCUGGCAGUCCUACACCGCCAACGCCGCGCACCUGACGGCGGUGGUGGAGGCGCAGCGGGCGGCGCGGGGCGCCGACCUGGAGGCCUUCAACGCCGCCAGGGCCGCCUACCUGAAGAAGGUGGAAGAGUCUGUGGCGUUUGUGAAGGAGCAGGGCCUGCAGGGCACCGCCAAGGUGGCCGCCGAGGCGCUGGCCAGCAAGGUGGAGGAGGCCAAGAAGGUGCCCGAGGUGCUGCUGCAUGAGAUCAGCGCUGCCUGGGGCAAGCUGAGCGCCAUGCCCGCUGUGGAGCGGCUGGUGGCCAGCAGCAAGGUGCAGGUGGAUGCCGCUUACGGCAAGUACAAGGCGGCACACGAUGCGCUGGUGGCCGACCCCCGCUACGGCGCCGCCGUGGCCAAGGGCGGCGAGCUGCUGGCCAGCCUGCAGGCCACCGCCGCCUACAAGGCCGCCUGGACCCGCCUUACCCCGCUGCUGGGGCUGCCCGCCGCGCAGAGCGCGGCCAAGAUCGCGGCCCCUUACGUGACUGCGGUGGCCGGCCACCUGGCUCCGGUGGCGGCGUGA
Messenger RNA from Chlorella variabilis, 804 nucleotides. RefSeq lists its product as hypothetical. Bases 1 to 804 code for a protein of 267 amino acids. The transcript is spliced from 5 exons. Lineage: Eukaryota; Viridiplantae; Chlorophyta; Trebouxiophyceae; Chlorellales; Chlorellaceae. The record is from RefSeq and is a predicted model, not a curated record.